AUUGAAGCAGAGAGCACAACACAACAAGUGGCACUCUGUCAUCCAGGAAAUGCUUCACUUCUCCCCUCCCAUGGGAAAGUAAGUCCAAGAUGGAAGCAAUUGGUCUGGCCACUCCGACCACAAUAGCAGCCAGAAUGGGAUCAUCCUGGCUGUGUACCUUCAACUUAACAACAACAACUUCUAAGUUUGUAAACUGUACUUUUCCUUUGUGUCUGUCUUUUAAGAAUAAAACAAGAACAAGUUGCAGUUGCAGAGGUAGAGAAGAUGGUCCUCUAUCCACUCCCUCUGCUUACGCCGUCCUUGGAGUCCAACCUGACUGCUCCCCCGUCGAAAUUAAAGCCGCUUUUCGAGCCAAAGUGAAGCAGUUCCACCCAGAUGUCAACCGAGAUGAAAAUUCUGAUGCUAUGAUUCGCCGUGUAAUUCAAGCAUACCAAAUACUAUCCAGCUACACACCAUCACAAAUUAUUGAAACGGAAUGCUUAGAUCCCUUUGACAGACCAGAGUGUGAAGCUUUUGAUGUUUUUGUUAACGAGCUUCUUUGUGUCGGCAAAGCUUGUUCAAGUUCCUGUGUGGAAAGAGCACCUCAUGCUUUCAGAUUUGACUCUUCAACUGGAACAGCGCGUGCGUUUUCUCAAGGUCAAGAGGAAGAUUACCAAGUUCAGUGUGCUGUUGGACAAUGCCCUAGAAGUUGCAUUCAUUAUGUAACACCAUCACAGAGAAUUCUUUUGGAGGAGUUACUUCACAGUAUACUAGAUGUACCCUAUGAUACAUCAGCCGAGGAAGACUUGCUUUUUUCACUUAUAACCAAAGCUAAGUUUGAGAAUAACCGAUACCAAAAGCCAAAGAAGAAAACCAAAUCUUCAACCCAGCAUGUCGAUUGGUUUUAACGUCCUCGCCUCUUCACUCCCCCAACCUAUAAAUAGCAAUGAGAUUGAUGAGACAAUCAUGGUUCUCACUUCCCAAUGCUACCGGUAAAAAUUUUAUCAGCUUCUGAUACGAGCCUUAUACAGUUAUACUUGUACCUCAGUUUUCAGAAACAAUAUAAGCUACUUACUACAUUGGGCAUUUUUUGUUUCAUUUUUUCCCAUCUCUUAUCUUAUUAUUUUGCAACGGAUGGUGGGGAAGUGGUACAUGAUUAGUUCUUGGAGUGGAUGAAUCAAGGGUCCAGAAUCACUUUCUGUGUGAAUCCGUGAUACUGCAGGCAAUCCAAAUCUCGCAAACGCAACGUGCCACUUUUCCUUGCGUAUAAAUGACGAAAGAUUACAAUUGCAUAUAAUUUCUAAAUUUGAUUUGAAGCUAAACUGAACGCUUUAGCAAAGGGAGUUGCUGUGUUUGAUGAACUUGCAGGUGGUGAGUAUUGGCCAUGCUAAUACUUGUGUUCAGAUUUUAAAAUCGAGCAGGGCUAGCUGUUCAUUUGUUUGAAAGAUUGUAUGCCUGGAUUGACCCUAUGGAAGGUUAAGUUAAACUCAAUUGUGAUGGUUCACUGGUUGAUUUUGUGACCAAGGCAUAUUGUGGUGGUGUGGCGUGUGAUAACAGGCGAAUUUCGUGUUUGGUUUCUCUAUGGCUCUUGUCGUUGAAUUAUCUGGAUUCCCACUAUAAAAUAGUGAGUAUCUUUUCACAGGAACAUGAAAUUCUUCAUGUAAUAACUAUAAAGUCGUUCUUCACUUCAACUUAAAUAUUCUUUGGAUUCUUGGUCAUUUCUAUAAUCAAAUGUGAAGUGAUGCAAGAAAAUACCAGUGUAAACUUAUAUAACAAGUAAGAACAAUUGUCUUCUCCCUUAUAA
Trifolium pratense (red clover) is the source of this 1783-nucleotide messenger RNA. RefSeq lists its product as uncharacterized. The record is from RefSeq and is a predicted model, not a curated record. The transcript has 7 exons. Lineage: Eukaryota; Viridiplantae; Streptophyta; Magnoliopsida; Fabales; Fabaceae. The coding region runs from base 90 to 887 and encodes 265 amino acids.